Messenger RNA from Linum tenue, 1498 nucleotides. The record is from the annotation of a GenBank genome assembly. NCBI's taxonomy places the organism in Eukaryota, Viridiplantae, Streptophyta, Magnoliopsida, Malpighiales, Linaceae.
ACGUACGCGACUUACGUUUUCAAAAUGGCGACGGACAAAACUGGGCGUGUUUCCUUCCUCUUCUGCUGCUUAUUCGGAGACCGUACGGCACGUCAUCAGAACGAGAGCAAAAAGAAGCAGCCACAGCCGUCGUUAUCAUCAGCUUCGUCGGUCCUAAACGUGAAGAAACAGGUGGCGAAGCUGAGCUCAUUCCGAGGCCGGGUUAGGAUUUCGGAUCUUAGCAACCCGGACUCGUUGCCAGCUGGGUCAUGCGGCCUCCACGUCUUCACCCCUUGCCGAGCUUCGGUUCAUCACGCGGGGCUUCUCCGACAGCAACUUCCUCGGCGAAGGCGGUUUCGGCCCGGUCCACAUUCCACAAGGGCUUCGUCGACGACAAGCUCCGGCCAGGCGUCUUGAAGGCCCAGCCGGUUGCCGUCAAGCUCCUCGAUCUCGACGGCCUCCAGGGCCACCGUGAGUGGUUGACCGAGAUUAUAUUUCUGGGUCAGCUGAGUCACCCGCAUCUCGUGAAGCUGAUUGGCUACUGCCGCGAAGAGGAGCAUCGGCUCUUGGUCUACCAGUACAUGCCAUGUGGCAGCCUCGAGAAUCAUCUCUUCACACAAGGUCAUGGGGCGUCGCUUCAGUGGUCAACGAGGAUGAAGAUAGCGCUGGGAGCUGCCAAGGGACUCCAAUUUCUUCACGAUUCCCAGAAGCCGGUGAUCUACCGGGAUUUCAAAGCUUCCAACAUACUCUUGGACUCCGAUUAUACUGCGAAACUAUCCGAUUUUGGGUUGGCGAAAGACGGGCCGGAAGGACCCGAAAGCCAUGUCUCGACCAGAGUCAUGGGCACUCCUGGCUACGCUGCGCCGGAGUACAUCAUGACGGGCCACCUGACGUCGAGGAGUGACGUGUACAGUUUCGGGGUGGUGUUGCUAGAACUGCUAACGGGGAGGAGAUCUGUGGACAAGGCUCGGCCGCAGAGAGAGCAGAACCUGGUGGCGUGGGCUAGGCCCAUAUUGAGCAGCCCGAGGAGAAUGAGCAGGAUCAUGGACCCGAGGCUCGAUGGUCAGUACUCGGAAACUGGGGCGAGGAAGGCGGCGACAUUGGCCUACCGGUGCCUCAGUCUCCGACCCCGUCAUAGGCCCAAGAUGAGCUACGUGGUCAGGACUUUGGAGCCGCUCAAGGACUACAAGGAUUUCGCUAUGGGUACCUUCAUCUACGAGGCCCAAAAUUAGAGAAGCGAAGGUGGUCAUUAAUAAAGUUGGCGAAUGUGUUGUUAGUGAGUGGUAUAAGAUUUAUUAUUGAACUUCUUCCAACAACUCGAGUUAUUGGGACCAUCUGAUUCUUCACAUGAUAUCAGAGCCUGUUGUGGCCGGGAGGUCUUGUGUUUGAAUCCCGGUGACCGCAUUAGUGAAGCACAAGUAUUCUCGUGUUCAGGACAUGUGCAAACGAAAGCCCUUAUCACCCCAUUUGUGAGUUGGCUGACUUUCGUUUGGGGGGGGGGGGUGUUAAUAAGAGAUAU